UAUUUUUCCCUGCUGAUUUCUUUCUUGCAAUAAUACGUCGCUUUUUACCCUCGGCUUCCUCGGUUGUAUAUUAAAUGAGUAUAUAACCGCGCUGUUACUUGGCACUGAACACAGAUCGCCGACAAUCACGACUGGAGAAAUUAAAAAAAAAAAAAGAAUUUUCACUGGCGGGGGAGAGAGAGAGAAAAGAAAGAAAGAGAGAAGGAAAAAGUAAAGAAGAAGAGAAAGAGAGAGAGAAAAAAAAAAGCUGAGCUCGUGCUUAUACAGAAGCUGAUGCACAAAACAAAAAAAAAAGAAAAAAGAUCAAAAGAAAAAAAGUUUCUGCCAGCAAUCCAACACUUUUCUAGGAUAUAGUAAAUCUCAGUAGUAAACUAAGGAAAACAUAAGAUUCCGGGCAGAGGGCGAAAUAGUAACACCAGGUACCUGGUUUGGGACGUUGGCCUAUAUCAAACAGCACGCGCUUCCGAGGCCACAGCGUCGCAAUUACUCUACAAAUGCCAACGUACAAGCUUACCUAUUUUAAUGGCAAGGGACGUGCAGAACUUACUCGCCUACUGUUCACGGCAGCUGAUGUCGAAUUUACGGAUCAUCGUAUUGAUUAUUAUACAGAUUGGCCAGAAAUAAAGCCGCAUACCCCAAAUAAUCAAUUGCCAGUGUUGGAAAUCGAUGACAAACACCAGAUCCCACAGAGUUUAUCCAUUGCCCGAUAUAUUGCCAGAGAAUAUGGGUUGGCAGGAAACGGCAACCUCAACCAAGCGUAUGCUGAUUCUAUUGUGGAGACAUUCGACGACCUUCACGUAGAAUUUGGAAAAACUCUAAACGAGAAAGAUGAGAAAAAAAAGGCCGAGUUGACUUUGCGGUUCCGAAAAGAAACACUACCAAGAUAUUUAGGCAAUUUGGAAAAAGCUUUGAAACGAAAUAAUGAAGGAACAGGCUAUUUCGUUGGCGAUUCUUUAACAUGGGCAGAUUUGCAAGCUUUCCAUAUAUUAGAUAUAACUCUGGGCGAUGAUGAUGAGAUCCUGAAGCAGUACCCCAAGCUGGAAGGCUUGAGACAGCGGAUUGAAAACUUGCCGCGCAUUUCAAUUUACCUACAGACCCGCCCUCAGAGUAAAGUAUAGAUCCAGGAGGUGAAAUCUCUAAACAGAAUGGAACGACAAUUUAGAAAGAAAGAAAUUUUCCUUUCAUGAUUUUUUUUAAUUGCUCACUUACCAUGUCUUUUGUCCACCUCUCUCACCAUUUUAAUGAUAAUGUUCAUUAAUGACAGAUUAGCAUUAACACAUCAAUCUGUUUUACAUUAACCCUAACUCUAGUUUAAUGUAUAUUAUUAGGAAUUAAAUCUUAACAUCUCUUAAAUUAAACUUAAUUUAUUUUCAUUAUAGUCAAAACGCUUUUUUCCCCAGCCUUGUACUGUAAACUUUUGUGCUGAAAUUCUUGGCCUUUGUGUAAUACAAAACAAGCAUUUGUACUUGUGAUUAUGUACUUGAUGAGACAAUGUAAUCAAAUUUAAAUUUAAAACCUUAGCUACAGCGAUGUGCUGUAAACCUUUUUGGUAUCAUAUGUUAAAUAUCUCCCCCGCAUUUUGAAAUUUUCUCUAAUUCCAUAUUUCUAUCAAUUUUGCGUCUAAAACAAAAAAAUCUCUAACAUUGUAUGAAACAGUAAAUUAGCAUUUUCAUUAUUUAACAUCUUUCAAAUUGAUUUCCAGUAUCAUAGGCUAUUUUAAUAGGACCGUUAUUGGCAAAUCUAUAAUUAACUUACAUCGACCAUAUUGUUUUUAACAAACAGUAUAAGCACAACAAAUAUAAUCUCAAAACUAAUUUGGUGGGGUUUUCGCUAACUUUGUGAGAACGAUCUUUGCGUUAGUUUCCCAA
This is a messenger RNA of Octopus sinensis (East Asian common octopus), 1868 nucleotides long. Its product is annotated as S-crystallin SL11. The record is from RefSeq and is a predicted model, not a curated record. The coding region runs from base 495 to 1118 and encodes 207 amino acids. Gene Ontology annotation, molecular function: glutathione transferase activity. Lineage: Eukaryota; Metazoa; Mollusca; Cephalopoda; Octopoda; Octopodidae. The transcript has 5 exons. Gene Ontology annotation, biological process: glutathione metabolic process.